Molecule: messenger RNA, 507 nt
Organism: Serpula lacrymans var. lacrymans S7.9
Lineage: Eukaryota; Fungi; Basidiomycota; Agaricomycetes; Boletales; Serpulaceae
Exons: 3
Coding region: 1-507 (168 amino acids)
Source: RefSeq, a predicted model, not a curated record
AUGGAUGUUCGGCGUACAUUUCUACGGACUUUAGAGAAGAAUGUUCCCGCACAAAUCGGUUUCGACCCAACUUUUGGUAUUGAAUGCUCCCUUUGGCCUGAACUUCGCAAGAUUGAGUUUCACGAGCCUUGCCUUGACUGGCUUGUCCUCUCCGAGUUCUUGAGAAAACGAAAGGCCAAUAAUCAACCUCUGGAGACCCUGCGUUUGUGCCAUACUUGGGAGGAAGACAUGUUAGACGUUUUUCCGAUGUUGGUGGCAUCGCUGGAGAGGUACGUUAAAGUCGAAUUAAUUGUCAUAAGGGACGAGGAGGAUCUGGAGCCCCCAACGAACUUGCCCUUUCGGCUGAAUGAAGAUACCUCUUUACCGAUACUUUCCAACAUACCGGAUGCCCCUAGCCCACACGUCCCGGGAAACUUUGAUUCCAAAACCAAGGAACUGUACAACCCGUCUACUGAACACCCUUAUUGCACUGGUGAAACGUAUGGGACUCAGUACCAGUCACAUUAG